This is a messenger RNA of Exophiala aquamarina CBS 119918, 2964 nucleotides long. RefSeq lists its product as uncharacterized. Gene Ontology annotation, cellular component: cytosol; cell periphery. The transcript is spliced from 2 exons. Gene Ontology annotation, biological process: protein K48-linked deubiquitination. The record is from RefSeq and is a predicted model, not a curated record. NCBI's taxonomy places the organism in Eukaryota, Fungi, Ascomycota, Eurotiomycetes, Chaetothyriales, Herpotrichiellaceae. Gene Ontology annotation, molecular function: cysteine-type carboxypeptidase activity; cysteine-type deubiquitinase activity; K48-linked deubiquitinase activity. Bases 1 to 2964 code for a protein of 987 amino acids.
AUGGUUACCCGAAAGUCCUCUCUCCCGUAUUCCAACAGCCCUCCCGAGCAGCCUGUCUAUGCAAACUACAAUCCCAGCCACGAGGACAACCUCAUCCCCGAUGCAGCCGCCAUCCCUCCCGUCCCUCAUCCUGCCCGGAGGUCUCCUCAAUUUCAGAAUAAUAAUGCUCCUUUUGACACGGCAGACAACCCGUGGUCUGAUGCUCCUCACAGGGAUUUAAGGUCUGAUCGCCCCCUGCCUGAUUUUCUCAAGGCUGGUUCGCGUACUCCAGAAAACGGUCCUCCAACUCCGUCUCUCGCUAAUAUCCCGAACAUUCUUCGAGCUGGCCAGUCUGGGGAAGACACUCCUAGAUCCUCUCUCGAUAGCCAGAGAUCCAAGGAUUUCUGGGACGACUCAGAUGAUGAUAGACCGGGGAAGAAGACCACUAGCAAGAGUCCUAGACGAAGUCCCAAGAAACCCACCCUCCCCAACGUGGAGGCGCCUGCGAAGUCACCUGGCAUCAAGAGGAAGCCGGUGGCAGUAUCGCCGCAACAUUCCAGAUCUGAUCUGACUUCACCAGUAGGCUUUGCCUCCAACAACCCCUUCAGGCGCCCUUCCGAGGGUACUGUAGUGCCAGAUUUGUCCCAGGAUGGGAAUCCAACAUCCAAGGGUAAAGCGCCAGUCAGAGAUAGUCCCAAAAGCCCUCCAGUCCCAUAUGGUUCGCCAGCACCACAUAUGGGAAGUAGGACCGGCCCCGAAACAUCCUACAAUACCUUCCAACAUGGUCAGCCCGAGACUGAAGCAUGGGCAAAUCAGCCACACUCACUCCCACCGAUGCCAUCAGGUUCUCCUCCACCGCCACCACCACCUGAUGCAGCCCCCCUUUCGCCGUUCAGUAAACAGGCUCCAUUAAUCCCUUUGGAACCACAGAAGACAAGCUCCUCAGAGAACCCUUGGACCAAUUCGGCGCCACCCAUUGCCGCAACUCCCUCCCCAAUUCCUUUUCCACCAUCCCAGAAGCAGGUGUCCGCUUACAACCGUGACCUUCUAGACCGAGGACAGCAGACAGGCGUCGUAUCAUUACAAGAUGAACUUUCCACGCUUCCCAAUGCGGUCGAGACUGGACCGGUUACUCGACCUGAACCUUCUCUACUUGACGAUGACAACGAUGUCGGACCUCCUCUCCCUGUUCGACCUGUCCAGCGCACAGAGACUGAAUUUUUUGAACCACCUGAGGGACCGCCUCCACCCAAACCCCCACGGCCAGCCUUGAAGACGACCGCCCCUUCAGAGCAAGAAAUCGCGAAACUCCUUGAACAAAGGAAUGAAACCUAUCAAGUCAAGCAUUUCAACUGGUUUGAUCAUAGUUCUCGGAGACUUCGAGCAUCUUCGAUGUUGACCCAGAACAGAAACGGUCCAUGCCCUCUACUAGCUCUGGUCAAUGCACUAAUUCUGGGAGCUGGGGACGAGUCUCAACCAGCUCUGGAUGAAGCACUUCGGUCUAGAGAGCAAGUCACUUUGGGCCUCAUUAUCGAAACACUGAUGGACGAGUUACUUUCAAGGGGGCUUGAGAGCGUUGGAGAUAUGUUGCCCGAUGUUGAUGAACUCAAUGCCUUUUUGCUACGACUACGCACAGGCAUGAAUGCCAAUCCACGUUUUGUGCCUCCAACCAUCCCUGCACCCAAUCUCAUGGAUGAUGAUGGCUCCAUGCUGAAUAUUCCCCAACAGCAGAGGGCCCAAUACAAAUCGGGCACAUUUGAGGCCACCACCGAUAUGAAACUAUAUGGCGCCUUUACUGUGCCAUUAAUUCAUGGUUGGUUGCCAGAGCCAGGCUCCGAUGCUGCAAAAGCAUUUGCAAGAUCUGCUCAAACAUACGAGGAUGCCCAAGCUUUGCAGUUUGGUGAAGAAGAAUUAGAAUACAAGUUGUCCAACUUCUCACUGUCCCCGGAGGAGCAGAAUCUGUUGCAAGACAUUACGUCGAUCAAGAAUUUCUUCAAGACAUAUCCUACACAACUCUCACCUACAGGCCUUGAAGCCGUUCAAGAUUCCAUUCCAUCAGGCUCAUUCGCCAUCAUGUUUCGCAAUGACCAUUUCAGCACGAUAUACAAGCACCCUGAGAAUGGACAGCUGUUCACACUGAUCACGGACGCUGGCUACGCUGAUAGAGAUGAAAUCAUAUGGGAGAGCUUGGUCGACAUCAAUGGAAAGCAUAGUGAAUUCUUCUCGGGAGAUUUCAUGCCCGUCAGCCACAAUGGAUCUGCAGAUGAGUCCAAUACUCAUCCGGCACGUCGUUCUUCGCUACUUUUAUCAGUCAACACUCCUUCCAAUGCUAAUGCUCCACUAUCCCCUCAAGAGCAACAAGAACAACAUGACGCCGAUUUUGCCAUGGCUUUACAGCUCCAGGAAGAGGAGGAACAAAGACAGCGAGCUGAACGAAAUCGACGAAGGAGUGGUGCAAAUCAAACUAGUGGCAGUGCGACCACGAACACUAGCAGCAGCAACAACAAUCGAAGAUCUGGAGGAAAUAUUCCCAUCCCUCUUCCAAGUCGUCCACAGGCAGAAGUGCGCCCGUCGAUCCCACCACGUACUUCAAGGAACCCCAAUCCUGCUGUAAAUCGACCGUCUGAUGCUGACGCGGAUGAUGCGCCACCGGCUUAUGAAGAAGCGGCCAAAGGACGACCAUAUAUCCCGCCAUUGGGCAGUCCACUUCAUCCAUCGUCAGAUCCCAGCCCCAUGAACUCGAAUUUGCAGCUGACUGGUACCAUUAGCAAUAACUCUGGCUCUUCGGCUCUUGAUAGCCACCCACCAGGCCCGAACGUGGCAAUGGGAAGGCGGCAACCUGGACGUAGAAUGAGUGCAUACAACGAACAAGCGCAGUACUACAAUGCGCCUCAGAGACCGCACGGAUUGAACGUUGCCCAAGGGGUUGGCCCAUCGGGACCCUCCCGUCCAAACAGACAGGAUCGUGACUGUGUGGUGAUGUGA